This is a messenger RNA of Ceratina calcarata, 1549 nucleotides long. RefSeq names its product zinc finger CCHC domain-containing protein 24. Bases 424 to 1146 code for a protein of 240 amino acids. The transcript has 4 exons. The record is from RefSeq and is a predicted model, not a curated record. NCBI's taxonomy places the organism in Eukaryota, Metazoa, Arthropoda, Insecta, Hymenoptera, Apidae. Gene Ontology annotation, molecular function: zinc ion binding; nucleic acid binding.
GGGGUCGCGGAUCAUUGCGGAUGUUCAGACUGGCGGGAAGCCCACCGAAAGAACGUAGUCUUCUUCCAGAGCGACAGCUCGACGCGCGGCUCAACAAGCAAAAAUCAGAUUAUCGUCUGAAGCAAACGAACGCAACAUGCGAAUGGAAGAAGAAUUUAAGAUCAGUUAUUGAUAAAAAGUAAUUGAAUGGUUUUUUCAUCGGAAAAUAAGUGAGAGAAUGAAGGUGUGUAGAAUAAAAAGUAGAGCCGUGAAUUAUAAUUCCUAAACGGGGUAGAAAAUAAGCUCAGUUUCUGUUGUGUCGUUUGACUCUUGAGUGUGCUAGAUGAAAAAUGCUCAUCCGUGACGGAUUAGAGGAAUGUUGAGAAGAAAAGGUGAUCGGAAACGAGAAUCGUGUUGAUCGACGGUGGAUUUCUGAUCGCGAUCAUGGCCGAGAUUCAGCAACCACAGGAACUGCCUCAAUUCGAUCUUCAGUCUGCGAACGGUAUCAGUAGCCAAGAUCAGAAAUCCGUUCACCAACAGCAGCAACACUAUUCGCCCCAAUUGCCAAAAUGGGUCUACCUGACGAUAUCUGAACAGAAUUCGACUCAGCCACCGGAUCAGAGUCGGAGCAAGUUACUUCCGGCAAUCUGGAACGGUUUUACAGCGCCGACGUCUCAAACUUACGUACAUCGCAGACUGAAUCCUUUCUGCGUGAUCGGAAGUAGCUUUGUAGACAAUAUCGGGGAGCUCGCGAAUCGUUUUACUGAACUGGCGUUAUUAGAUAGAAAAUCAACCAAGAGACCACCGCCCGGCUAUCUUUGUCACCUGUGCUUCAAGAAAGGCCACUACAUCAAUGAUUGCCCACAGGCGCAGUCAAAACCAGAAGGCGAGACGGGCAAAACGCCGUAUCAAGGGAAAAAACGAUGUUUUGGGGAAUACAAGUGCCCUAAGUGCAAGCACUGGUGGAUGUCGGCCAAUAGCUGGGCCAAUAUCGGCCAGAAAUGCACCAGAUGCCGUUCAAAAGAGUACAUCUACCCACACAAGCAGAGACCGUUAGAGAAACCAGACGGAUUGGAUGUGUCUGAUCAGAGUAAAAUUCAUCCUCAGCACCUGUGUCAGAAAUGUAAAAUGCUUGGUUAUUAUUGCCGAACGGACCAGUAUUACUAAAUCUCUAAUCGUAGGACCAUAGAAAAUCAGGCAUUCAAUGAAAAUUGAUGCUAACUUUUUUGCAACUGUGAUAGCAUGAAAACAUAAGUCAGAUUUUCGGCGUUUAAUUACGUAAAUAUUCGUAUAACAUUUUUUUACUCGAUUAUAUGUAUAAAUUAGUAAUUGAGCUCUAAAGAAAGAUGGAAUAGUUUCAUUUACAUACAGGUCUCUUAUAUCUUUUUUUUCAUUUGAUAAUUAUAUAUACAUACAUUGUAUGGGUAUGUAUAUGACGCUGCCGAGUUUCAUUUUCGAUUACAAAAAUGUCCACGAAUAUAAUAUCCCGUGUAUAUAUGUACAAGGUGAGGUAAUUUGCAAUCGGGAAUCGCGGAUGUCCAGCAAAUAAAAAAUUUUGGUUUGUACCCAG